AUUUUUUAUUUGACUUUGAUUGCAGGUGGUAAAGAUGUGGCAUUGUGUAGUAGACAGGCACUGCAUCUUAUCCCCAGAGUGCCUAGCCUAAGCAUAGGAAUCGUUGGCAGCAAACAUUGGGCAUUUUCAAACCUAUGUUGGAAUAGAGACAAUUUAUUUAAAUUUGUUCUUAUUGUUAUUCGCUUUUGACUUCGAAUUCAGUAAGUUAAUACGACAGCUGAGCUAGGCUGAUGAUAUUGAUAGGCCUACACUACUCUACCAACCGCCCUCAGCCAACUGGCAAAACAGUUCUUCUCCACUAAUCUCCACUUCCGUAUCACCAGACAUAGGCCUAGGGCCUAACCAGAUCAUGCCUUUUUAGAUAUUUGUUUAAAAACAAUGAAAGAAUUCUAUUUGAUACGCCAUAUGUAGGAAAUGAUAGGCAUGCAGCCUAUUCAUGUGUCCCAACGUUGAUGUAUGCAGUGAAUUAUUAAUUGAUGUUCAAAAUAGAAGAUUGACUCCACUUUUUUUUAAUUGAUUGGAUUUGUUAAAAAAACAAAGGUGUAUGGACAGUAUUCAUUUAAUUUUACUCCGCAUUUUUCGACCAAUAUUGGAUGUAACUUGUGCUGUUGCAUGUACUGCAUAUGAAAACAUGGGCUGCAACUGUACGAAGGAAAAGUUGGUUUUAAACUCGAGACGUUUCUAUGUUCAAAAGAGAUUAGGGGAAGGUGGUUUCAGUGUUGUUGAUCUGGUAGAAGAGGGACCAACUGGGAAAUUGUUUGCCUGCAAACGGAUUAUGUGCCAUAGCAAAAGUGAUGAGAAAGUUGCGUUGGAAGAGUUGGAAUACUACCGCCGGUUUGCACACCCAAAUCUUAUCAUGUUGGAGGAAUCUGGCAUGAUUCCACGUGGAGAUAUCUGCGAGGUGUUACUUGUACUUCCAUUUUAUAGGCGAGGGAUGCUGCAAGAGGCGUUAGAUAAAUUGAAAGAGAAUGGACAGCACUACAGCCAAACACAACUACUACGCUUAUUCAAAGGAAUAUGUGAUGGCGUCAGAGAGCUGCACAAUGCCAAGCCAACAGCCAUAGCACAUAGGGACAUCAAACCUCAUAAUGUAAUGUUAGCAGAUGAUGACUCGCCAGUGUUGAUGGAUUUUGGAUCAAUGGCACCUGCAAGGUUAGAGGUUGUUGGCAGGUCAGAGGCUAUUGCGCUUCAGGACACUGCAGGAGAGAAGUGUAGCAUGCUGUUUAGAGCACCUGAGCUCUUUCAUGUGGAAAGUCACUGUGUUAUCAAUGAGAAGAUAGAUAUCUGGUCUCUAGGUUGUACACUAUUCAAUAUGGCAUAUCUGUAUUCACCCUUUGAACCCAUCUACAUGAAAGGCGACAGUAUUCAUCUGGCAGUUAUAGGAAGGAACUUCAAAUUUCCAGAAACAUCGGAAUAUGCACCAGUGGUCAAUGACCUCAUUUCCUCCAUGCUGGUGGUGGAGCCUAUGGAACGUCCCACUAUUGAAUGGGUACUUGAUCAAGUGAACAAUAUGACUGCUGAAAUGGAAAACAGAGUAUGAGGCAUGGAAACUAUACAUUUGAUGAUAGAAUAAUCUACUGCUAGGCCUUCUGCCUUAUUGGCACUAAAGUUUAAUGAGCUAAAUGUUAUAUACUUAAAAGUGCAUAUGUGUACUUUAAAAAAUAAGUGCAAUUUUUGAAUAUUUUAUUUAAAAAUAUUAAUAUUAAUGUUCCAAGAUUUGCAUAUUUAGAUUCACCUUUGAACUUGACAAGUUUGUAGCUAUUAAUUGACCAAUGAGGCCACUAGACAAAUAUUUAAAUUACACAGAUUAAUGUGAUUUUUAAUCAGGUAAAUCUAAGAAAAGAAUAUAAGGAUACUUACAAAAAUUAUUUCAAUAAAAAUAUUAAAUGGGGUGGUAUACUGUUAACUGUAAAUUUUACACCAUACAAGGAAAAAACUAAUUACUAUAAUGCAGUUUUCUGAGAAAAUUUAUUGUACCCCAAUACCGUCUGAUUAUAAAACAAAAUUGUCAGCAAGCAGCGACUUGAUCAAAUGACCACAGCGUAGGUCGUUUGGUUACUGCCUCCAUUAAAUUAUUUAAUUGUGCAGAAACAAGACCAGUGUUUUUAAGUGUAUAGAUUUUAUGCGAGUUCUUGUUAAAUACAGUAUGUGAUUUAACUAUAAACACCUUUUAUGACUGCAUUUGUGAUUUAACUGCCAUAUUCACAUGCUUUCCUUCAUAUAUCUUCCAUUUGAACAAAUUUGAAAAAAAUCAUUGUUUGAUUACAACUUAUUUGCUAUUGAACAAUCAGCAAAAAAGUUUUAGUAAACAUGGUUUAUAUUUAGGGAGUUGUUUUAUUUAAAGCUUAGUUCAGACCAUCAAAUUUUAUUUGACAAAAAAAACUGUGAUGUCAUCAUGACCAUAACUAGGCAAGUCACACGUUUUUGUCAAAUAAAAUUUAGUCUGGACAGGGCUUAAGAAUGGGGUGCUUUACUUACUCAGCUCGUUAACUAUGUUGUCUUCUUUUUCUCAAUAAAAUGUUCAGAAACAA
Anneissia japonica is the source of this 2531-nucleotide messenger RNA. RefSeq names its product serine/threonine-protein kinase 16-like. Gene Ontology annotation, molecular function: ATP binding; protein serine/threonine kinase activity. Gene Ontology annotation, cellular component: Golgi apparatus; cytoplasm. Bases 545 to 1540 code for a protein of 331 amino acids. Gene Ontology annotation, biological process: protein phosphorylation. The record is from RefSeq and is a predicted model, not a curated record. The transcript has 7 exons. NCBI's taxonomy places the organism in Eukaryota, Metazoa, Echinodermata, Crinoidea, Comatulida, Comatulidae.